UGCAUUCACGGAAGUCAGAGCAAGAGGACUCAGGUGGUUAGAUGCUGUGCCAGUUGGUCUGUGAGUGUGUGAGUGCGUGUGCCAGGCUCUUGUUCCUGUCAUGGAGCUGUAACAGAAUUACAGAGGUAUGCAUAGGCUGCCUUGUGGCGUAAAAACCAAGGUGUGAAGGGUCAGAAAAAGUUUAAAAAGUCAGCGAACCAAAGUAAAAGCCAGGCAUGGGGACAAUCCCGAACGACAUUAGGAGGCUUUUGGAUGACUGUGAGCUGUUUGUAUCAGACAUCCUUCAAGAUGAGAACCUCAGUGAAAAUGCCGAAGAGACACGGAAAGUCUUACUGAAUAACUUCAGGGUCGUCCAUGUAAGAAACCCUCAAGAAUUCCCCUUCCCAUCGGACUAUAGGGAAGAAGACGGCUCUGAUGACAACCGCAGUUCCAGUCUGGGUCGCUCUGUCCAAUCAGACGACGCCUCAUUAGCUUCUGACAACCAGGAUGAUGGACCCACUGAGUACUUUGAUGACAUCCCCCUUGUGGCAGUCCAGGACCUCAGCAACAUCUUGAAGCAAGGCUACUUGGAGAAGAAACGAAGAGAUCACAGCUUCUUCGGCUCAGAAUGGCAAAAGAGAUGGUGUGUUCUGAACAAUUCAAUAUUCUACUACUUUGGGAGCGAAAAAGAUAAACAGCAGAAGGGUUCCUUUCAUAUCAUGGACUACAAUGUGCAGCUGGUGACCAACCUGAGAAAAGACUCGAAAAAAAAUGCCUGCUUUGAGCUCUUUGCGCCUGGACUGCGGGCUUUCCAGUUCACUGCCAGCAGCCCUCAAGAGGCCAGAGAAUGGGUGAAGCAAAUCAAUUUUGUACUUGAAGAUCUCAGAUCCACCUCCAUCCCUUGCGAUGAUGACGAGGAUGUGGAGGAGGAAGAGGAGACCUAUGAUGACAUUGAGGGCUUGACCGGCCCUUCCCCGCCUUGGCCCAGUGCUGCCCAGGCCUCUCAGAGAGGCAGACAGGGAGGAGGGCAGGAAAUGGGGGAGGACGACGAGGAGGACGAGGAUAUCUACGAGGUGCUGCCAGAUGAUUUCCCCGAUCCGAUAGAUGAAAGCAGUGAGAAGAACAACAAAACAGCCUGGUCAUCAGAUUACGCUAAUUACUACCAGGGUUUAUGGGAUUGCCAGGCCGACGAGCCAGACGAGCUGGACUUCCAGAGAGGAGAUCUCAUCUACAUCAUUAACAAGGAGUACAACAUUCACGGCUGGUGGGUCGGCGAGCUGAACGGCACUGUGGGUAUCGUCCCCAAAGACUUCCUGCACCCUGCCUACAUCCUCUGAGCUCCAACAGAGCUGCAGCCGACACAUCCGGCCAUGAAUUUCACAGACAGCCCUGUCAGAUAAUCUUUUGCAAUUUGAAAAUUAUUCUCUCUCCUUCUCAUUCUCUCUGUAAAUUAUAUCAUGUAAAUCUGCUGCAGUAGUACUUAUUCCUGUACACUAUAAACCAUUGGUAAAGGUCUUGCCUACAAUAUCGACGUGCAAACCAGAGCUAAAACAAUUAGUCGAUUAAUCAGUUAAUCAAUGGACAGAAAAUUAAGCGACAACAAUUUUGAUCAUCCGUUAAUUGUUUGUAAUAAAGUCAAAAGCUUCUAUAAUGUGA
Molecule: messenger RNA, 1635 nt
Organism: Siniperca chuatsi (mandarin fish)
Lineage: Eukaryota; Metazoa; Chordata; Actinopteri; Centrarchiformes; Sinipercidae
Gene: skap1
Product: src kinase associated phosphoprotein 1
Exons: 13
Coding region: 216-1316 (366 amino acids)
Cellular component (GO): cytoplasm; plasma membrane
Molecular function (GO): protein binding
Source: RefSeq, a predicted model, not a curated record